AUGGCAGAGUUUCGCAUUGUUAUACCUUUUCCUGGGGGAAAUCAGGUCGAAUCUGAUAAAGGUCACGGAUAUCAUGGCAUAUUAAGGCUGGUAAACGUGCAAGAAGAUACGCCCUUGCCAGCGCCGGGUGCGCGACAGGGUCGUCCCCUGGCUGUGUUCAAUCACGGGCUUUUGGCCGACAAGAAUGCUCUGUUCUUUCAAUCAUUAGCUUCAGAACUACCGAUCGACUCUUUCAGGUGGGACGCAUGUGGUGAAGGUCAAACUCCUGGAGACUGGAGGUACAGCAAAUAUAAUGAAUGUGCCGAGGACCUAUUUCACGUCGUUGACUACUUGCACAGGCGUUUCGGCUAUUUCACCGACUUGAUGAUCAACCAUUCGAAAGGCUGCGCUGUAUCAGCAGUCUACAUAUCUCGCUACUGUAAUCCAGGUCCCUUGUACAAGCAUCGCUCACCCUCACGUGUCAUUUUUGCUUGUGGUAGCGUCGACAUGUCGCUUCAGCGGCGCAAAGACGCCGAGUUUCAACCCUUUUUCGACUCAUAUGGAUACGUUCCCAUGAGAGCAAAUGUUGGUGACUUGAUAAUUGAGCGCAGAAUCCACCCCGAAGAUCACGCCUCUAUGCGUUCUUUUCCUGCCCACAUCCAUUAUGCGAAUAUUCCCCCUCACGUACAGUGUUUUAUCGCGCAUGGUUCUAAUGAUGAAGACGUCUCUGUCGAGAAUCUUGGAAUUUUGUCCAACAUUUUAAUGUCUCAGGUUGGAAGGCCGGCUGGUUCUGUGGUCACGCAGAUCUAUGAAAAGGCUGACCACAAUCUCAGCCAUGGUGCUAUGGACAAAUUCAUGGAUCAAGUGCGUUCCUGGUUGAAGAAAUCUGAGCCUCCCGUUUUGCUCUCUGAAAGUAUCCCUAUUAAAAAUGCUUUAAACGGAAAGCGCGGUGCUUUUAUCGUAGUAGAAGGCCUCGAUCGGUCGGGAAAAUCGACCCAAGUUGCCCGCCUUGUCGAAACACUCGAGGCACGUCACGUCAAAUUUCCGGAGCGAACCACCUCCAUCGGCAUGAUGAUCAAUUCGUAUCUUACAAAUAGAUGCGACAUUAAUGAUCAAGCUGUACACCUUCUGUUUUCUGCCAACCGAUGGGAGAUGCUUUCGUCUAUUUUACAGACACUGCAAAGGGGUCAGCACGUCGUGUGCGAUCGUUAUGCAUUUUCGGGUAUGGCAUAUUCGCAUGCAAAAGGCCUUGAUCUUUCAUGGUGUAUCUCGCCGGAUGUAGGAAUGCCGUUACCUGAUAUUACACUAUUUCUGGAUCUCGAUGAAACCACAGCUACAAAACGAGCAGCAUAUGGCGAGGAGCGGUACGAGAAGAAAGCAUUUCAGAGUCUUGUACGUGAAGCGUUCCAAAAUAUCGCCUUACUGAUGGAACGGAGCGGCGCACGUUGGGAACGCAUUGACGCCAGUGGCUCACCCGAUGAAGUAUGGCAAGCAGUGCAUACUCGGGUGCAGAAUGCCAUAGCAGAUGCACAGACAUCGGAGCAUCUCCGUUCGCUACAUUUCUGCUUUGCUGCUUUGGGAAUGGGUAUGUUGCACCAAAUCAAGACCACAGCCACGUUUUGA
Molecule: messenger RNA, 1602 nt
Organism: Malassezia restricta
Lineage: Eukaryota; Fungi; Basidiomycota; Malasseziomycetes; Malasseziales; Malasseziaceae
Product: dTMP kinase
Exons: 1
Coding region: 1-1602 (533 amino acids)
Biological process (GO): dUDP biosynthetic process; dTDP biosynthetic process; dTTP biosynthetic process
Cellular component (GO): cytoplasm; nucleus; cytosol
Molecular function (GO): dTMP kinase activity; ATP binding
Source: RefSeq, a predicted model, not a curated record